Messenger RNA from Adineta steineri, 561 nucleotides. The record is from the annotation of a GenBank genome assembly. NCBI's taxonomy places the organism in Eukaryota, Metazoa, Rotifera, Eurotatoria, Adinetida, Adinetidae.
AUGAAAUCUCCGGAAUAUCACGGAACCGGCCGUUUCCGUGCCGGAUUGUUCGAUCUGGGUAUGCUACAUAAGCACCAUGGUGAGCCGGUUCGUAUCGCAUUUUUCAAUACAGUUUCAGUGCAAAAAGCUUUUCUUGAUAUUCUACAUCUCAAUUCGAUUAAACUCAAGAAUACGGAUCAAUCAGUAAAAGGUAUCUUUAAAACGUUUUUUCAAACAUUAGUUGAUAACGAUUUAUUAAAGAUAACAAAUAAUAUUGAACAAACAAAAGCACAAGCAAUGAUCGGUGUCUAUCCAUUAAUUGAAGAAUUAUUUAAUAACAACAUAGAUUUACAUAAGUUUUUAAAAAAAGUGCUAGGAUUAUUAAAUAUCGAUGAAAAUGUGAAAUUUAAUCUUAAUACUAUAUUUGAAAGAAUAAUUAUGGGGAUAGAAUUGAUAAAAGAUCAUGAACAAGGUAUUUCCGGUGUACCACAUUUUCGUAUUAACGAUAAAAUUGAAUUGAGUGGAGCUCAAGAUCCACAACAAUUUAUUCAAGCUUUUAGAAAAGCUGGUGUUAACGUUUAA